GGUGCGUAUGCGCGUAAACAAAAGCACAUUGUCGGCGUCUCCGGCUGCAGUCUGCCAGCAGUGAAGCCAGCAGUCGCCUUCCGCCGGUGUCUGCAGACGGACAGAGGACUCCCCCCCCCCCACCGGUCACAGCCACAGCUUCAGCCGAGAUGGGAUUCCCUUUCACCUCCACACGCUGGAUGCGCGCUUAAGGCAAAGUGGCAAAUGAUCGUGGGAAACACGAUCCAUCCCGAUGCAUUCCACUUUUGUCUGCGCGUAAGGAGUCGUUUCAACAAGUGGACAUUUCAGCCAAACCGAAACCGGUGCGCAAAGAUCUUUCCAAUUGGACUUUUACGCUCGGGGAUGCCGUGCGUCCAGACCCAGUGCGGCUCCUCUCCGCAGGGAGCCAGCCCGGCCUGCCAGGGCUCCGGGGGUGGCGGCGGGGGGGGGGAGCGCAGCUGCGACUUCCUCACGCCGGAGUUCGUCAAGUUCAGCAUGGACCUGACGAACAGCGAGGUGUCCGCCGCCACGUCCGGCCCCAGCUUCGGCCCCAGCUUCGCGGACGGCUUUGGCUACGACUCCAAACCGCCGCCGUGUCUGUUCCAGAUGCCGCUCCAGGGGGAGCCCGGACCGUGCGUAAAGGCGGAGGACGCGCGCGGGUGCCCGCGUUACGCGCCCGCGCAGCAGCAGCAGCAGCAGCAGCCCCCGGACGAGCUCCUGUCCCCCCCCGGCUCCCUCUACUACUACCACCACCACCAUCACCACCACCACCAUCGCUCCCCUUCGCCGCGCGCCUCCAUCACAACAAACUUCCAGACCCCGGCGGGUCACGUGUGGGAGGACUCCGGCCACCUGUACGGUUUCCGCCAGGACUAUUUGGCAGCGGCGGCGCACAGGAAAAACGCGCUCUCCAGGUUUUCCCUCUUUUCCCUGAAGCCUGGGAGCCAGAGCCUGUCCGCGUGCCAGAUGAAAUUCGACGGAUCCGUGAAUCUGGACGCGCACCAGCCGCUGGACAGUUCCUCCGUGCUGGGCUCCCCGCCCGGCCUCCAGGGGCGGACAGAGGGGUUCCCCCACCCGCUCCACCUCGCCCACGGACACCACUUCGUGGAGUUCCAGACCCCCCCCGGGGGCGACAGGGGCCCGCUGAGCUCCGAGGGGCUGUGCGCGGUGUGCGGGGAUAACGCCGCGUGCCAGCACUACGGCGUGCGCACGUGCGAGGGCUGCAAGGGCUUCUUCAAGCGCACGGUGCAGAAGAACGCCAAAUACGUGUGUCUGGCGGCCAAAAGCUGCCCGGUGGACAAGCGCCGCAGGAACCGCUGCCAGUACUGCCGCUUCCAGAAGUGUCUGACCGUGGGGAUGGUCAAAGAAGUGGUCAGGACGGACGGCCUGAAGGGCAGAAGGGGCCGGCUGCCGUCCAAACCCCGCGGUCUGUCGGACCUGUCGCUGCCCAGCGGCUCCCUGCUCGGCGCGCUGGUCAGGGCGCACGUGGAUUCCAACCCUCCACCGUCUCGCCUCGACUACUCCAAUGUAAGCAAAGAGGCCUGCUUAGAUAAGCUGUUUAAGGAGAGCCCGGGCAGUCCGGUCCGAGACGACGCCCAGCACGUCCGGCAGUUUUACGACCUGCUGACCAGGUCCAUGGAGGUCAUCCGCGGCUGGGCCCAGAGGGUCCCGGGCUUCGCCUCCCUGCCCAAACACGACCAAGACCUGCUUUUUUUCUCCGCUUUCCUGGAGCUUUUUGUACUGCGGCUAUCUUACAGGUCCCACCCGGAGCAGGGGCGGCUGGUGUUCUGCGACGGCUCGGUGUGGCACCGGCUGCAGUGCCUGCGGGGCUUCGGGGAGUGGAUCGACAGCAUCGUGGAGUUCUCCGGAAACCUGCAGCGGAUGAACCUCGACGUCUCCACUUUCUCCUGCAUAUGCACCCUCGCAUUGGUCACUGAGCGCCACGGCCUGAAGGAGCCCAAGCGCGUCCAGGAGCUCCAGAACAACGUGGUCAAGUGCUUGAAAGACGACGGAACGGCCGGCCUGGACAGGAGAGACUCGGGCCGCUGGCCGAACCACCUGUCCAGGCUCCUGGAGAAGCUUCCGGAACUCCGCACCCUGUGCAUCCAGGGCCUGCAGAGGAUUUUCUACCUGAAGCUGGAGGACCUGGUCCCUCCGCCCGCCGUCAUAGAUAAGUUAUUCCUGGACACUCUGCCGUUUUAAAGACUAAAGGACCCAAAUUGUAAAAUGCCAAUCUUCACAGUGUGACUUGAGCUGACAUUCAGGCAGAAAUUACAAAAAAAAAAAAAAGAAAAAAAGAAAUCCAUGUUUUGGCAGCUGUUGUGCACAUCUGCCUGCGGCCACAUCUGUAUGAAAACAUUUUGAUACAACACAAGUGCAUUUUUCAUGUUAAGACUGGUUUUAAUAUAUUGUGUUCAGAAAGUGAUCGCUAUUAGUAGCUAGACCCCCCCGGCCUUGUCCCCAAAGUAAAUUGUCAUUGUCCCAGUUUUAAUAAAUGAAGAAGUUAACAUUACAUUAAGUUUCCUUUCUUGGACCAUCUCUCAUGAUUAUUUGUAAUUUUGUUAAUAAUCAUUUCCCCAAAUAUUAGGAUUUUUAUAAUUAUCUAAAGCUGGCCAAAGUGUAAUUUAGAUCAGUUUCGAAAUGUGCAAAAAUCUCCCGAUAUAAUUAAAUGUUACAGUAUUCAAAAGUACAAUAUGAUG
Messenger RNA from Menidia menidia (Atlantic silverside), 2678 nucleotides. The record is from the annotation of a GenBank genome assembly. Lineage: Eukaryota; Metazoa; Chordata; Actinopteri; Atheriniformes; Atherinopsidae.